Molecule: messenger RNA, 3376 nt
Organism: Salvia miltiorrhiza (redroot sage)
Lineage: Eukaryota; Viridiplantae; Streptophyta; Magnoliopsida; Lamiales; Lamiaceae
Exons: 8
Coding region: 603-3020 (805 amino acids)
Source: RefSeq, a predicted model, not a curated record
UGCCUUGCAACCUCUCUGCUGUUUUCGAGGAAAUGAAUUCGUAUCGUAUUUGCUAAUUAUUUGAAGUCUUUUGAUGUAAGCUUGAUUGGUUUUUUGUGUUUUUGAGAUGCUACUGUGUUUUUCUGGACUGGCUCUGUGGAGAUGAUGUUGAAGUUUGUUGGUUUUUCUCAGUUUUGUGCAUUCUUUGUUGGAAUGAGUUGUGUGUUUGAGGUUUUGAACUUGAAUUUCUUGUGGGUUGUCUAAUAUUUGUUGAAGAUAUGGUUUUUGUUUAGUUUUGGAGUAGUUUUAUAGAACUGAUUUGUGGAAUACUAACUUUACUUCUAUGUUACUUGAUUGUAUCUCUGUGUUGCCAAAAUGAGAGUAUUUCGGUUGUUUGAAUUUUCUGCUGAAUUUUACAGAAAAAAUAGAAAUGGGGGCUAACAGCUUUGAGUUGCAUUGCAUGUUCUAUUACUCAGAACUGGAAGAGACAUUAGGGUGGUCCUUGUAUAACCCGUUGCCCCAUUUAUGCUGAUUUUCCAACUUGUAAAAUUUUGUUAAUGUAGCACUAACUUGAGAGGUUCCUACUGGAUUUCUUUGAUGUCGUGCCACCUAGAGCAAAGAUAAUGGGCAGUAAAGUAGUCGUAACGUACAAGAGGAAGAGGCUGUUCUCGAGAAGUGACCAUUCUCUUUUAAAUUUACACACUAAUACAUCUUGCGAGAGUGCAAAGUCAAAGACAUCGGAUAAUUUCCCCAACAACACAGGAUUUGGGAGUCAUGCAUAUUCCAAAGACACUGGCGGGGAAGAUGUGCUGCAAUGUGAAAAUCGUGAUUCCCAUUGUUGCAGUCAAUGGUCAGAGAAGCAAGCUAGGAAACUGGAUAUGCUUCCUUCUGAAUGCACAGAACAGAAGGAUUCACCAGUUUCAGUUGAAACUCAGAAACAUACUUCUGAGAAGAACUGUUCCCCAAAUGCUGAUGCUAAGCAAAUUAUAUGUCAUCCAAAUUUGAACAAGACUCCUGAAGUAAGAUAUGACAUUGAUUCUUCUGGUCGUUCUAAUGCUGUGAAAUCGGGCGAAGAAUUUGAAGACUGCAAGAAGAUUCUGACAGUUUCGCAACUUCCUGAUGCAUGUUCUGGUGCAGAACCAGACCCUAUAUGUUUGAAAACUUCUGCCGGAAUAAACCACAGCUGUCAAAUGAAGGGCACAUGUACUCAUGAAGCAUCUACUUUGGCGGAAACAGACAAAUUUAAUACAGAUCAGUAUAGUAGCUUAUGUAAUAAUUCGGGUAUGAAGCGCAAGCUGAGCUCGUCAUUAAUUACAUUCUGUAGAAGAUCCAAGCGGAACACCGCUGAUAUUGCUGCCAAGUCUGCAAUCCUACCUGCUGCAAGUUGUUUGGUGGAUCUAAAGAAUGAGAAGGAACAUCCCGAGGAUAAUGAUAAUUCAUGGUCUUUCCCCGCCCCAGCUCCAGCAAUUUCGACGCUCGUGCUGGCUGAUAAUCCUCAGCAUUUUCCGCAUGGAGAAGCUGCAGUUUCCCCAAAUGCUGCUGCACAUUGUCGUCAGGAUUCCCAGGAGCAGAUGGAACAACAAAAAGUUUGCAUCGAUGUUCAAGAUAAUCACCAUAUAAACGUGGCAACACAGAGGUUGCCAAAUGAGGAUGUAAUGAGUAGGAUAACGAAUAGUGAUGUCUCGGGGAGGGGAGGUUCCAUAAUGUCUCUAGAUUUAUCCGUUCCCCCACAUGCAUCUCAUAAUAUCGACUGCAACCUACCACUUGACGGUGGUUCUGAUGAAAAUCCACCAGUUGAGACUUCAGAACUUCUUCAUGAUUCUCUUGGCUCGACUAGUAAGAUGAAGGAAGAGAUGUUGAGUUUGCCCGUGCAGCACGUAGAAAAUGGUUCUCCUGCGAGGGCUGGCAGUGACAAGGGAAAGUGUAGUUUGGAUUCUCCUCCUGUGUUAACUUGCAACGCAUCCAAAAACAAGUAUAUUCAGUUUUUACCUGAGAGCAGAAGUGACAGCGCGGUGCAGCUAGGUAAUAACUCGGAGAAAGUGAGCCCUCUCCAUCCAUCAAGCUUACAGUCUUCAAACUUGAUUGGUUUGUCCCUGCAACCAGAGCAGAUGGUUGAUGGUCGCGCUUCUUUUCCUCUUUCGUGUGAAUGGCCCAAUGUUGUACAAUCAAGAGAAUCUUUUCGCAGUCUCCAACAGUCUACUUCAGACCGGACACAAUCAUUUGCAAGAGACAAGAUGAUGCUGGACAACAUCUUAACUAGAGCAAGAGCUGUGAGAGGAAGCAGAAGCAGCUUCUUGGACAAGUUCGAGUAUCCAACCACCUGGUUAGACGAGGAGUUGGAUUCUCUCUGGAUCGGAGUGAGGAGACAUGGAAGAGGCAACUGGGAUGCCAUACUAGGGGAUCGCAGGCUGCACUUCUUACCGUGGAAAACGUCUUGGGACUUAGCUGAAAGGUGGCAGGUAGAACAGUCCCGCCUCUUAUCCAGUAUGCCCGUUUCUCUGAGAAGAUACACGAGCCCUCCAGAUUUCUCGUCCGAAAGCAUCUUGCGUCAUCCACGGCCAGAACCCCAGGUGGAUGAAGUCCGUCUUUCCCUUGGACUUCCGCUCCAUUUCAUGAAUAAUAAGACGAAAGGUGACGUGCAGAGGCCAGUUACAAACACUGGUGUAGGGGACGAGUCUUCCUCUAGUGCUGGACUCACAAAGGGAAGCUUGCCGCACUGGCUUAGAACAUUGGCUGAAAUUCCACCCGGGCUGGCCGGUGGGCCCCACGUUGUCCCAUCAGGUUGCCACCCUGGACCUGCGUGGCUUAACCAACCUGGUUCCAACUCCGGUGCAGCUCCUCAGCAACCAUGGCUGAGCAAAAGAUACAUCUCUGCUCAAAGAAGACCUGAGCCACAGAAUGGUGGAAAGGCUCCUUGCUCGGGUUUUGCCUUGGUCGUAGAAGACGAGCAUCCGGCUGGUAAGCAGGAAGACUUGAUCAUCAUACCAAGUGACGCCUCGUCUGAGGAGACGAUCUCGGACGACCAUAGCAUUAGACCUUAGUUAGAAGAUGACCUUGAGUUGGGAAGAAACUGCAUCUUUAUUUGAGUAUCUGAUUCUCAGUGGUGAGGAUGUGUUUCAUCUCUUGUAUAGCUGCUCUAUACAAUUGCUUGAAGCUCUGAAAAUCUUGCUCUGAUGCAUUACCAUGUGAAAAAGGGGCAAAAAAAAAAAAAAAAAAAAACACUGAUGCAUGGAGUUUGGAGUUGUGAAUAUCCAUGCAUUUACAAAUGUGAUUUUAAUCUUGAAAAGAUUAGAAAUGUUGUACAUUUGUGUUUAUGCAGGUAGCUAUUGUUUUAAGACAAGUAUUUGAUAAUGUAGUUUAGUUGCUUUUCUUAUAAACUAUGCUAUUUUCUUUUUAA